AUGCGAUCCCUGGUCCUUCUGUGUGUGGUCCUUGCCCUCUCUGAGGGCUUCACCAAGCUGCCCUUGGAAAGGGGGAAGAAACUGAGAGAGAUCCUCCGGGACAAGGAGUUGCUGCGCCACUUCUUCCAGCGCCACCGCUAUGACAUCGGCACGAAAUUUCCACAUGCUUUUCCCAAUCUGAUCGACGUGGUUGCUGAGCCCCUGCUGAACACCCUGGAUAUGGAGUACUACGGGACCAUCUCCAUUGGCACCCCACCGCAGGACUUCACAGUGGUCUUUGACACUGGCUCCUCCAACCUCUGGGUUCCCUCCGUCUCCUGUGCCAGCCCGGCUUGCCAGAGCCAUCAGAUGUUUAACCCAUCGCAGUCAUCCACCUACAGAAGCACAGGGCAGAACCUCUCCAUUCACUAUGGCACUGGUGACAUGGAGGGCAUCGUGGGCUGCGACACUGUCACUGUUGCAUCACUGAUGGACACCAACCAGCUCUUUGGCUUGAGCACCACAGAGCCUGGCCAGUUCUUUGUCCAUGUUAAAUUUGAUGGGAUCCUGGGACUGGGCUACCCAAGUCUGGCUGCUGAUGGGAUCACUCCAGUCUUUGAUAACUUGGUGAAUGAAAGCUUGCUGGAGCAGAACCUCUUUUCAGUUUAUCUAUCCCGUGAGAGGAUGGGGAGCGUGGUCAUCUUCGGGGGAAUUGAUGAAGCUUAUUUCACUGGCUCCAUCAACUGGAUUCCCGUCUCUUACCAGGGUUACUGGCAGAUCUCCAUGGACAGCAUCAUUGUGAACAGGCGGGAGAUCGCGUGCAGUGGUGGCUGCCAAGCCAUCGUUGACACGGGCACAUCCCUUGUGGCUGGGCCACCCUCUGACAUAAGUGACAUCCAGAGCGCAGUCGGGGCCAGGCAGAACACGUACGGAGAGUACAAUGUGAACUGCAGCUACAUCUCUGCCAUGCCUGAUGUUGUCUUUGUCAUCAAUGGGAUUCAGUAUCCUGUAUCCGCCUCAGCUUACACUGAGCAGAACAAUGAAGAAGCAUGUAUCAGUGGCUUCCAGAACACCUCUGCGGACCUCUGGAUCUUGGGAGAUGUCUUCAUCAGAGUGUACUACAGCAUCUUUGACCGGGCCAACAACCGUGUUGGACUGGCCAAGGCUGUUUAA
Molecule: messenger RNA, 1152 nt
Organism: Oxyura jamaicensis (ruddy duck)
Lineage: Eukaryota; Metazoa; Chordata; Aves; Anseriformes; Anatidae
Product: embryonic pepsinogen
Exons: 9
Coding region: 1-1152 (383 amino acids)
Biological process (GO): proteolysis
Molecular function (GO): aspartic-type endopeptidase activity
Source: RefSeq, a predicted model, not a curated record